Rotaria socialis is the source of this 285-nucleotide messenger RNA. NCBI's taxonomy places the organism in Eukaryota, Metazoa, Rotifera, Eurotatoria, Philodinida, Philodinidae. The record is from the annotation of a GenBank genome assembly.
AUGAUGUUUACAACCAGUAAUCAAUGGGUAUUAGUUGGUUUGACUAGUUAUGGUAUUGGCUGUGCGCGAGCAGCUUAUCCUGUUGUAUAUACUCGUGUAGCUUAUUAUCAAGACUGGAUUCGAACAACGACAAGUGGUGUAUAUACUAAUGCAACUUCGUCGGUAUCGGCAAACAUCGAUCCUUAUUCUUCGAAUACCUCAAUCAAAUUUUUUCGUAGUCAACCGCUUACUCAUUUAUUAUUUCUUUUCUUUCCACUACUUCUUAUCAAAAUCUAUCUAUCAUGA